CAAACUGUAGACAAUUGUGUUUACUCUUUUGCACACAUGUGCCAGAACACGUGCAAUUUGCUUAAAUGAACAAGAAAUUCAAAUCUGGUGUGAACAAGAAACUAAUUAUCCAGAGAUUUGAACUUAUUGUUUUGAGAAAAAAAAAGAAAAAUUAUUCUCAUUUGAGAAUUGAGCCAAAGUGAAUGAGAAAAACUGUAAAUUCUCUUUUCCUCUAUUCUAUUCUAUUCUGCUAUAUUAUGAUUCAUUCUAUUCUGUUCUAUAUUAUGUAACAUUCUAUUCUAUUCUGUUAGAUUAUUCCACAUUCUAUUCUAUUCUGCUAUGUUAUACCACAUAUGCUAUUCUUAUUUAUUCUAUUAUGCUAUGCUCUGUACUAUUUUUUUCUAGUCUAUUCUAGUCUCUUAUGCUACAUUCAAGUCCAGUCUAGUCUAGUCUCAUCCGGUCUAAUCUGUUCUGUUCUGCUAUUCUAUUCUGUUAUAUUAUGCUGCGUUCUAUUCUAUUCUGUUAUGUUACCCCACAAAAUGUUAUUCUUUUCCAUUGCAUUCUGCUACAUUCUAUUGUAUUGUAGUCUAGCCUCAUUUAGUCUAUUGUUACUUUCUGUGCUAAUCUAUUUUAUUCUAUUCUGCUGCAUUCUAUACUAUUUGUUUAUGUUAUGCCACAUAUGCUAUUCUUUUCUAUUCUUUUAUACUAUAUUCUAUUCUAAUCUAGUCUACUCUAGUCUCAUCUUGUCGAAUCCGCUCUGUUAUGCUACAUUCUAUGCUAAUGGAUUCUCAACUGAAUGAAGUGUGACAUUUACUGUUCAAAAUUACAGUAUUUAACUCUAUGCAUUAUAACUAUAUUAUAUUACAGUAAUUAGACUUCCUGUUAUUCAUGUAGGCUAACAACUCUUAUAGAGUUAUGCAUGUGUGGUGUUCUCAUGUUUCUGUUGUUCUGCGAGUCAAUGGGACGUUGCUAAAUGAAGUAGUGUUAAUGAACUACAUUACCCAUGAUCCUCAUGCACCGCUCUGUGACGUCAGCUCUCACGCUGUGUAGACAGCAGCGCUCUGAUUCUCUGGGCAUCUAGUGUACUGUAGACAACUGCACAUCCAACUUCAUUCCUUGCAUGAUUUGUUUGUAUUUUAUCAGAACAACUGUUAUCAUUUAUUUCCAACAACUCUUGAGUGAGUUCACCUGGAGUAACUUUAGUUUGACGCACAACUGCAAAGGCAUAAAGUCUAAGUAGAGAUGUCUAAUAGUGAGACAGUGAUGAAGGAGCUUUGAGGACGAAAGAUUAGGAAGGGAAGAAGGAGGCAAAACCUGAAAUAUUUCAGAGGAAGUCAUUGAAAACUCUUGGCGAAAUCCAGACCAAUGUUGUCUCCAGAGCAGGAGCUUCUGAGCUCUUCAAAACCCAUCAAAUACGGAGAGCUCCUCAUCCUCGGUUACAAUGGCUCGCUACCAAAUGGAGACCGAGGCAGGAGAAGGAGUCGUUUCGCUCUAUUUAAAAGACCCAAAGCCAACGGAGUCAAACCCAGCACUGUCCACACCGCAUGCAGUCCACAGGUCGCCAAGGCCAUUAGCAACAAAGACCAGCACAGCGUCUCGUACACACUAUCAAGGGCGCAGACGGUUGUCGUGGAGUACACACAUGACAGCACGACAGACAUGUUUCAGAUUGGCCGGUCCACUGAAAGCCCCAUUGAUUUUGUGGUGAUGGACACUGUACCUGGUUGUCUCUCUAACAGCGACACUCUGUCAUCUCAGAGCACUAUAUCGCGGUUUGCGUUCCGGAUCGUGUGUCAGAGAGCGCCGCCCUACACUGCUCGCAUCUACGCUGCCGGCUUUGACUCGUCCAAAAGCAUCUUUCUGGGGGAGAAAGCAGCUAAAUGGUGGUGCGCCGAUGGACAGAUGGAUGGACUGACCACGAAUGGUGUGUUAGUGAUGCGUCCACGACAUGGCUUCACCUGCGAGUCCAAACCGGGAAGCUGGAGAGAAAUCUCCGUCUGCGGAAACGUCUUCACGCUCCGAGACACGCGCUCAACUCAGAAACCAGGAAAAAUGGUUGAAAAUGAGUGUCAGGAGUUGGUUGAUGGCUCUUUAAUCGAUCUUUGUGGUGCGACUCUGUUGUGGCGCUCUGUGGAAGGCCUCGCCCGCACUCCCACCAUCAAACACCUGGAGGCGCUGCGAAGGGAGCUGAACGCCGCGCGGCCACAGUGUCCCGUUGGACUCCACACACUGACGUUCCCCAGUUUAGACCACUCAAUUAGGGGUUACGCCCACGAAGACCAGCCCUGGGCGUAUCUUCACUGCGGACACGUGCACGGGUACCACAGCUGGAGGGGGCGCCGGAGAGUCAUGAAGGAAGGAUCGACGGAAGAAGAGGAUGAUGGGUGCGAGACGAAAGCAGGGAUGGAACUAUUGAAGGAGGAAGAGAGAGAGUGUCCAUUGUGUCGUACGCGCGGUUUGUACGUUCCGUUGAAGCUGGGACGCGAGUCGGGCUUCUAUCUGGACGCGGCGCCUCCGACGCACGCUUUCAUCCCGUGUGGACACGUGUGUUCAGAACGAACGGCCUCGUUUUGGAGUAAACUGCCGCUACCGCACGGAGCUUACGGUUUUUACACAGCAUGUCCAUUCUGCAUGAGGCCACUUGCUCGAGACAGGAAAUACGUGAGACUGAUCUUUCAGGGACCGUUGGACUGAGAGAGUGUGUUUGUGUGUGUAAUAUUACACUUCUCUGAUCAUUUACUCACCCUCAUGAUGUUCGAAACAUGUAUGACAUUCAUAUAAUAAAAGUGGCUGAGACUUACCAUCAUGUCUAACAUCUCCUUUUGUGUUCCACAAAAUAAAAGUCAUAUGGGUUUGGAACAACAUGAGGGUGAGUAAAUGAUGACAAAAAAAAAUCCAUUGGACUAGCAGUGCUCUUAUGCGUUGCUCUCCUGAGAACAAAAGUGCCAACUCACAUAUUUAUCACUCUGUUUUUACCCACAAGCCAUCUGUUCUCUGCACCGCAGCUUUGACCCUCUCUGAUUGGACGGAGCGAAAUAUUCGCUUUACAUUACAAAGUGACUGAGGUUCAGCUUUCCUGAGCCUUUCACUGCUAUUGCCUUUCAAUAAAUAAUAAUAAACAUUCAAAUGCUUUACCUGUCAGGAAUCUGUACUAGUACACUCAAAAGUGUAAAUCACUAAAUGUUUAGGUGUGUAUACUAACGAGUAAGCAAAACUAUUAACAUGUUUCCUGAAUUGUUCUUUUGAAUUAAUGAGUUCGGUUCAUUUUUGCGCUUGUUAUUUCAAACUGCAAACGAUUCUUUUCUCUCUUAAAAUACCAAUGAGUUUCAUCAUUAAUGAGUUUGAAAUGAGUUUUUUUAAUUAUAUUAUUUUAUAUUACACUCAACAAAAAUAUUUUAAGAUUUAUGCAUUUAAAUUUCAGAUCAAAAUUCCAUCAAAUUGAAUUAAAUCAUCUUUAAAAAAAAUAAAAAAAAUAAACAUUUUAUGUUUUAUUACUUUAAUGUAGUUAAAUAUUACUCAAUUCAGUUUGAUGGAAUUUUAUAUAAUGUAAAUCUUAAAAUCUUUUUUUUGGAGUGCAUAUUAUAUUAUAUUUUGUGGGUUAAACUGUAUUUUGUUGCAUUUUCUCAAAAAACAUUUUGUAUCAUUCUUAAAGAAUAAAGUUAUUUUGCUCCAACUUCAAUAAAACACUGUUUCCAUUUAGAGAAAACUAUGAGUGAAUAAAUGUAUUAAUUUACAGAAUGAAUGAAUGAAUGGAUGAAUGAAUGGAUGGAAAGCAGAUAAAGAAAGGCAGAAAGAAUUAAUGUCAAAAGAAAGAAAGAAAGAAAGAAUGCUAGAGAAAUAAAGAAAAAGAAAUCUUAAAGGAAAGAAACCAAAUGAAGAAAGAAAAAAGCUAAAAUGAAAGAAAGAAAAAAGAAAGAUAGAAAGAUAAAGAAAAAAGAAAGAAAAAGAUAGAAAGAAAAAAGAAAGAAAAAAGACAGAAAGAAAAAGAAAGAAAAAAGACAGAAAGAAAAAAGAAAGAAA
Molecule: messenger RNA, 3999 nt
Organism: Myxocyprinus asiaticus (Chinese sucker)
Lineage: Eukaryota; Metazoa; Chordata; Actinopteri; Cypriniformes; Catostomidae
Product: E3 ubiquitin-protein ligase pellino homolog 1-like
Exons: 7
Coding region: 1345-2673 (442 amino acids)
Biological process (GO): protein K48-linked ubiquitination; regulation of Toll signaling pathway
Molecular function (GO): ubiquitin protein ligase activity; protein binding
Source: RefSeq, a predicted model, not a curated record